Messenger RNA from Vespa velutina, 8499 nucleotides. RefSeq lists its product as uncharacterized. Gene Ontology annotation, biological process: regulation of transcription by RNA polymerase II. Gene Ontology annotation, cellular component: nucleus. Gene Ontology annotation, molecular function: RNA polymerase II cis-regulatory region sequence-specific DNA binding; DNA-binding transcription factor activity, RNA polymerase II-specific. The record is from RefSeq and is a predicted model, not a curated record. Bases 944 to 6421 code for a protein of 1825 amino acids. The transcript has 2 exons. Lineage: Eukaryota; Metazoa; Arthropoda; Insecta; Hymenoptera; Vespidae.
GUGGUAGUACGGGAUACUACGUUGGGCGUCCACAAGAAAUGCCGUCGAUACGUGUAUCGAGUUUUUGCACGACAGCCGUGGUACGCCAGGCAACAGAAAAAUUCGUGCUCAGAUAUAAAACAUCUACAAUCAAUUCUUUAUUUCUACGGACUCGAGACGUAUUAGAACAUAUAAUUCGAUCUCAAACGAAUUCGGCUUAACCUUAUUUUACAUCUCCCCGUUUCUCUCUCUCAUUCUUUUUCUCUUUUCCAUGCUCCCUUUUUUCUCUCUCCCUCUAUUCCAUCUAUCUCUGUUGUUACCGUACCCCUCUUUCUCUACUUUCAACUACUCUCGAGAUUGAGAUGGAACAUGACAAAAGGUGGCAUCACUGGGGACGUGUUGGAAGGCACCGACGAGACUGUACUGAUUGAUAUGACGCCAUUUUACUAACCUUUUCGGCGCGGUUCGUGGUUGAUCACGGAUAGUACUACGCUUUGUAUCAUCGUUUACGAGCGUUAUCGUAAUAUCCGCGUACAGUCGAUCGCACACAUUUCUACGAGGAAAAACACGAAGAACGAAUUUGAAUAGGACUGUGCCGAGAAGUGGAUAGAGUCCGGGUUAGUGAUUCCGAGUUGAGCUCUUUACACGCAAUAAAAAGUCGCGCCGUUCCUUUGCCAUUCGAUCUCGCCGACCGGCCACGCUCGGACUCUACGGCAUUGUCUCCUCGGAACACGUCGUUAAAACAUUACGUUGAUGUACUUCAUCUUUGACGCGACUUCGAUCGCUCUUUCGUCUCUGAAGACGGGCCAAGGAGGGAAAAUCAAAGUAUGCAGGAUCAUCACGUAUGAGACUUCAUAAUGUUUUCAUCCAAGAUAUUGUACGAGAUAGAGUUUACGUAUUUUGGAGUAAACAUUUGCGUUCUUAAAUUAAUGCAGGUAACAUUGUUCUAGCAGUCUGCAUUAUUAUGGAAGAUGAAGAUGGUGAGAGUAAAAUUAUGGACAUGUGGAGCAUUUUGGGAGAUCAACAGCUCAAAGAUCCAACAUUUGGCAAUACUCUAAAACAUUCUGUUGAUAACGUGUAUAUCGAUACGAUCGAAGAAGGGAAACGAAUAAAUAGAUAUAAUUCAGUAACUCCUAAAGAUUCACCAAGUAGGAAUACUGGAUCGAAAAUUGUAUUCAAAGGUUUUAAAAAACGUAUCUUGGCUCAAGCUCAGGAGAUACAAUCGGUUGCUUCUAAAAACUUUUCCCAAGAGCAAAUAUCCCAUUCUAAUGUAUCAGCAAAAAUUAAUAAAGAAAAAAGAACCGAAAGUAAAAGGGGGAAGAUAACAGAGUAUGCUCAAUAUUUGGGACUUCAACCUUCUUCAAAGUUAAAGUGUUCUAAGUGUCAUUCUUCUACAAAUUCUACUUUCACGAAUUUAAAGCAAAGUCAGUGCGUGUGUAAUACUGCCAUGGCACCGAUGCAAGGAUUACCGAGCACGUCUGAAACAUCCUCUCAAUCACAUGCUGCUAACUUUAAAAUUACAAGGAAAGUAUAUCUGUGCGCAGCUUGUGGUACUUAUUUUGAAAAUUGGAAUUUGUUUUUACAUAUGAGGGAUAUACAUAAACGCCAUAUAUGUCUGUUUUGUCUAGGAAUGUUUGGACAAGCAGAAAGAUUAUCUUAUCAUUUGUCUAAGAAACAUAGUGUACCAGAAAUGGGAUUUAACUCUGUUGAAGACUUUUACAGUGCUUUCAAAGGAUCAUGUUAUUUGGUUUGUUGCACUUGCGAAAAGAUGUUCUCUGAAACAGAUAAUUUCUAUAACCAUUUUUGUUCUCCCCCGACUAAACAGGAAGCUUCUACAACUGUCUGCUCUUUAUGUCAAACAGGCUCGCAUGCAAAUACUUGUGCUCUAGCAGUUGAAUCUAAUAAAGAAGCAGAUCCUGUGGUACCUGUUACGACGACUGUACAAACAGGAACGGUAUCAACGUUUGUCGUUGAGAAACCAACAAAUGGUAAUAACAAAGGAACGUCAAGAAAAGUAAUUAAAAAUAAUAGGAAUAAACAUGGGGAGGAUAGUAUAUCUAAUUCUUGUCAGCAACAUGCGAAAAAGGUUAAUGCAAAAGCAGUUACUUCACAAUCUAAUGAAAAUAAACUUUCCUCAGAUACAAUGAUUAGAGAUGGAAAUAUACAAGAUGAGAUUAAUGUAACCAGGGAUACGGUGUCAGAAACAAUAAUGGAGGUAUCCAAAUGUAUUGACGAUUCCCGUAGCAAUGAAGUAGAGCAAAAAGAAGAUCAUAUAUCUUCUAUAGUAAAAGCAUCUCCAGAGAAUUCUUUAAUUCAAAAUAAUAAUGAAAUUGAACCCUAUGAUAGUGUGACUCAAACUAUUAUGGAGGUUUCACGUUGUACAAAUGAUACUGAGGAGGACGAAGAUAUACCAAAAGCAAAUAAAACUGAUGCAAUGAUAUUAUUUGAUGCAGACAUAACUAGUAAUGGAAAAUCACAGACUGAAAAUAAAUGUAAUAAAAUGGAUAGCAUUCCUUUAGAAACCACGACAAAUGAAGAAUUACAUGAAAUUAAUUCUGAGCAUCAAAUAACAAAAGAUAUGGAUCUAGCGGAGAAAGAUGAAAAGGUAGAGGAAAUGUCUAAAACGAAGUUUGACUUAGAGUCUCACUCAUCGUCGAGUCCUGUUCAUAGUCCAAUUAGUCGAUCGUUAUUUAGUCCCCAACAUGAAUCACAGCAAGAUCUCCAACCAAAGGAAGAAUAUCCUGAUGAUGGUAGUAAACAUGUUGAAGCUGCACCGCCUACAGAAUCUCAAACGUCAGUUUCGUUUAAUACUGCCCCUGCGUCUGACAGAAGUUUAGUAAUUAAAAUUUGUACAAAUAAGAAUUCGCAAUUUUCUGUAAGUUCGACGGGAAAUGUAGAAACUCAUAAUAUUAGUAGAGAUUCCGAAGAGAAUAACAAUGCGGAAGAAGAAUCAACAUCAGAAGAGAAGCUUUUAAGUCUAACACAGAAGGAUAAGGAUAAUGUAGAAAGUAAUCAAAUAAACGAAGCCGAUAGUGAUUCCGAUAGCUAUAAAUUAGCUGUAAUAGAUAGUAAUGCGGAAGAUGAUAUUAAUGAAUUAGAUCAAUCUGAGGAUAUAGCGGUGAAGGCUAAAUCAAGCAUGGAAAUGAAAGAAAAUACGAGUGUACAAGAAGAGAAAGAGGAAUUCGGUAUAGGUGAAAAUGCAAAUGGUGAAUUUAGCACAACAGAACCGUAUAAUGAUGUGAAAAAAGAUGCCAUAAAUUGUGCUCCAGAAUUAGCAUCCCAGCCGAGCGACGGUAUAGUUUUAGCUGGAGAAGAUGUCCCACCUAUAGAUCUUAAUGUCGAAGGUACAUUAGAUAGUACAGAGAUAGAAGACUUAUUGAAAAAAUGUAUAGAAGCAGCUAGUCCGUUUUGUGUCUACUGCAAUCACGCACGCCAUAUAGCUGUAAAUGGAAAACAAUUAGGAUUACAUAUGCUUUCUGAGCAUAAAUUUCAUCCACAGCAUCCGGCUAUAAUUAUACAACCGGAACAAUUUACGGUAAGAGUAAAAAAGUCUCUGGAGGAACUCGAAACGAAUUACUUCAAUCUCGAUACGUACAGCAGCACAAAUGGUACCUAUAAUAUUCAAACUGUUAGGACAUAUGAAUGUUUUCACUGUAGAUAUAAUUCUGCAAUACACAAAGAACUAUAUACUCACCAUCGAAAAAUGCAUCAAAAGACAAUUUUAAUUUGUAUAAUGUGUAAAUCGACGUUUUAUAGUUACAGUGAAUUGUUAUGUCAUUUAUGUCCAGGCGUAUAUUCACCGAAUAUAAAUGUCAAGUAUAGAUGUUGUCUUUGUUCUAUUAGUAGUCUUCCAUCUGCAUUCAGAUUAAUGGUACAUUUACGAAAGAGUCAUCAUGCUUGCGACGUAUGCUUGGAGACUACUGGAAAUCAACAACGAUUGUCGAAUCACGUAUGGAAGCACAAGUUACAUCAUUUGUGUUAUCGAUGCGGCAUAGCGUACAGAAACAAGCCCGAUAUUACGAAACACCUUUUCUGGAAGCACGGCACCGAAAGUGUUCUAUGUAAAAAAUGUUUACAAAAGAAAUGGCCGCAUAUUUAUCAUUUCUGUAUCCCACCUACGGCUUUCGUUUGCGAAGAAUGUGGUUCCAGCUUUAGUCGCGCAGUAGCCCUAAAGGUUCAUAAAAGAUUACAUUCGGGAGAUCAACCGUACUCUUGUAGCGAAUGCUCUGAACGUUUCAUCUCACAAAGGCUCUUGACUAAACACGAAGAAAGUCAUAAAGAGCCACCACCCGUAGACGUUUGCACGGUAGAUGCGACGAACAAUCAGCUUUCGAUUGCCGAUGAGAAAUCUGAUAAAGAUAAAACAAAUGCCGUGGAUCACUUAGCGUUGAGCACCUCGGAAGGUACAAAAGAUGUUAAGGAGACUGUAAAAAAGGUGGUAGAUGUUUACGAUUUGCCGCCGCUCAAUUUAUCCUCCGAUAGCGAGAGCGAGACCGAAGAAGCGAAGGACGAUAUCAAGAAGAAUGAGGAAAGCGCGGAGAAAAAUGAGGUAACCUCCGAGCGAGGUAACACGGAGGUAACGGUGUCACCUUUAAUAUCCGCUAAAGCAGCAUCACCGUUACAAGCCAAUGAUAAUAUAGCAGACGAAGAGGAAAACGAAGAGGAAAAGAAACAAGAAGCAAAAAUAAUGGAUGGCAUUUGGGAUAAUUUUAAAUCAUAUACGGCCAGCUUGGAGAUGCAAGAAUCGGUCAAUCUUUCCAACAAAGAACCCGAACCUGAAAUAGACGUUGCAUUUUUGAGGAGUAUUGUUUUGGCCGAUCACGAUUAUUGCGUCGUAUGGUCGGAGAAAGAAAAAAAUACCGAAGGCGUAGCUAAAGAAGAUGAGAAAGGAACGGGUAACGUCGAUUUCUCUGAUUACGCCAACAACAAGCUACAAAGAAGCCCAUCCGCUGGUAGUUUAGCACAAAAUACUGGCUGUGAGAGCGAUGUAAAUAAGAAAAAAGGGAAAAGUCCUAAGAAGAAGAAACAAAAUGGUAGUACAUCUUCGAGCGAUUCUUCUAGCGAAAGCGACUCGAGCAGCUGUUCCUGCGGUACCAAUUGUAGUUGUAGUAGCUCGUCGUCCGGUAGUUCCUCGAGUUCCAGUAGUAGCUCCGAUUCCGAUAGUUCUGCAUCGGAAAGUUCUCCCCGUAAAUCGUCCAAUCGUAAAGAACGUAAGAAGGAAAAAGAAGUUGAUCAGAAGAAUCAACCUGGUGCCGCGGAAAAUGAAAAUAAGGAAGCACCCAUCGAAGUGGACAAUGUAACCGACGUACCCAUCGAACCGAUUUCUCUUCCCAAACCAUUGUUAAGGGAAUCGGAUUUAGAAACGGACGAGACCUUAACGGAUGAGGACUUUUAUGACGAGCAUCCGCAGCAACUUGCUAAUAAAUUAUUGGCAGAAAAGAGAAAUCAGCUGUUGUUGCUUGCAGCCGUUGCACCAGCUUCGACGGAAUCGGGAAUUCCAUUGAACAACGGUAUAACGGACGAAAGUUGUGUUACUCCAUCGCCCAAUCCAACGCCCAGCGUCGAGGAUCAACCGCAGCAACAAAAAAAGAAAGUAAAAACGAAAAAACGUAAGCGGGGCGAGAGGGGUAAGCAACGCGUCGUUACUACUCCAAUGGUGGAAUCAUUGAAGCUUAACAUUCCUAAAGCGUAUUAUCAGAAGAAUUCAAACUUCUCCGUCUCCUCGGCAACGAUGAUCGGCCAUCAUCAACAUCAUCAGCUUGGUAGAUCGUCGACGCCGAAUCUUAUCACGAACGAUAUUCAAACGGCUGUAACGGCGGUCGAAUCUCAUCCUCAUACAAAUCAGAAUAUCGGUGGUAGCGGUUCCGAAACGGAGAACAAAAGAUCAUCGAAGAGGAAACGUAUACCAAAGCGUUUUUAUGGCGACUCCAGCGACGAGGAGACGGAGAAGCAGCCGACAAUGAAAUGGAGGAAGGUCGUCGAGGCACCGUCUUUCGUACCUGCACCAAAUCCCAAGCCUCUACAGCAACGAUUAUCUUUUGGUGGAAAGACUGUGGCUUAUAGGUCGAAUGUCGUUGAGACUCAUACCGAAUCGCUUUUGAACGUGACGGCAACAUCCGCGACGGAGUCCGAGGGACCGGCAGAUAGUAGUAGCGAAUCCAGUGGUUCCGAUGUUGAAAUGUCGAUUCAACAGCAAUCGCAGAGCCACGUUUCGGAGAGCAACCCACCGAUUACGGAGCGUCCAGUUAAUCUAUAUUGUUACUGUCAAUGUCCCUACGACGAGGUAUCCGAAAUGAUCGCUUGCGACGGCGAGGACUGUCGCAUCGAGUGGUUUCAUUUCGAGUGUGUCGGCAUUAUGGUGCCACCUAAGGGCAAGUGGUAUUGUCCAGACUGUAGGAAAAAGCAUGGUAUUGUGCAAAAUAGAGAAGACUAUUUCGAUUGAUAACGAUAGACGGUGCCUGCUUCGAUCUUCUAAGGAUAGCAUGGAUAUUGUGAGUGACCGUUUUAAAUCUUAAUACCAAGCUCACUUAAAAUUAAGUUUAGACGUACUCAUAGCGUUUACCUUUCUUUCUUCUUGGUAAAAAAAAAAGAAAAAAAACAAAAAAACAAAAAAACAAAAAAUGAUAUACGCUGUUCCAUGUUGAUAUUUUUCUUAAGCCAAUAACAAGAAUGUUUGUAUAUAAUUGUAAAUAUGCCCUAGAGUUUAUAACAAUGAAAUAAGGUUUUUUGUGUACAUUUGUUUGUACUUCUUUUAACGAUGAAAUGCCGUGUAUAGACUUCAAUUUAGAUGAUAGGCGGUGUGUAACAUCGGUUUUUAGGACUGUAGACUGCAUUGCGCCAGGGAUGCAAAAUUUCUUGAAUGUGAAGAGAGAGAGAGAGAGAGAGAGAGAGAGAGAGAGCACGCGCGCGAGAGUGGGGAGGGCUGUGUUUUAUGAAUUCAAUUUACAGUUGCGCCCGAUCCGACAGUCGGCACUGCUGGCGGUGUCCAUGCCUCCAUUGUACGAACAAUCGUUUAACCAUGUGCUUGACUAUUGGUUUUUGAUGAAACGUUGAACCUCGGUUGUGAAGUCGGGAUAUUGAUACGAAUCACGGUCCAUUUUAUAGCUGGAAUAGCUUCAAUUUUAUAAUUUAAUGUGUUAAGUUUCUUUGAUGUUAUUUACUUAACGCGUUAACGUUGAAAAGAAAUAGAUGCUCUCGUCGUCUAAAAUUGUUGAUCUUACUUUUUCUCUUAUAGUUUCUUCACGCUUUUAGAAAAAAAAAAAAAAAAAAAAUAUGGUUCAUAAAACAAAUGGGUCUUUCGUUAUUUCUAGUCUAUCGCGUAACGCGUUGUAUGGAGAGAGAAAAGAAAAAAAAAAGAAAAAAGAAAAAAGAUAGGAAAAAAGAUGUUCUUCAUUACAGAUAUGGAUGACACUGCAAUUAUACACCUUGCUACGCUAAUUCAGCGCUUCAAAAGUUAUUGGGCCUAUUAUCAACAUUGUUUCUCUUACAGAUUGCGGAUCCAUUCGCAAUGGCAUAAUCCUGAUUAAUGCAUAUUCCAUUUAAAUUAGAAAUGUGUAAAUGACAUACCGCUGGCACUGCGUUGCUAUAGGUGUCGAGAUCAAAUGAACAAAUAAAACAAUACUUACAGUUAGAACUAUCGUAGCUCAGAUAAGGAAAUUGCGUUCCUAAUGGGACAAGCGGUGUAAUAAUUAGUCGCAUAAGAUGGCACAAGACAUACGACUGCUGAUCGUGUAAUAUCAUGCAGCACAUUGUUAGUAUAUAAUUUUUAAUAAAUUUCUGCCUAUACUUCUUUAAGUCCAUUUCAUAAAGUUAUUCUUGAAAUCUGCCGCAUUAAUGCCUGGAUGUAUUAUCGCUUUUAUCGUAGCUUUUGAAAACAUUUCGAAUUAAUGUUAAUUAAAAUAUCUCAAUUUUUUUCUUUCUUAUUAAUACAAAAAAAUUAACUUGAUAAUUCAAAGUGAAGUGACUUUAACUCAUAAUGAAAUUAUCCGAAAUAAAUACUAUUAAAAAUAUGUUUAGAUCAUUGAUCAGUAUUAUGAAAUGGAUAUAGAAGAAAGGGAUAGUUCUUCUAUUGUCAUUGAAAAUGUUUCAGUUUUACAAAUUUUAAUCUCGUACAUAUUUUUAAUAAGAUUAUUAAAAAAAAAAAAAAAAGAAAAGAAAAAAAAAGAACUUUGAUCAUAUACUGCGCUUAUUUUGAUUGCAAAUUUAAAUAUUUUUAUUAAUGAAAAUCUUUCAAAUAGUGCAAUCGUCCUUUCCUCUCUUUCUCCCCGUAAAAUUAAUUGAAACAUGUAACGCAAGAUAGACACGGUUUUUCCAUCAUUUCUUUAUUACCUUAGAUAACUUUCAUAAUGUAUAUAAAAAUUGAGUAAAAAAAAUUGUAUCGGCAGUGCGGCAAACAUCACGUAAUUUUAUUCUCAGCCCUCAUCUUCUCCAACAAAUCAACACCCAAAAUAACCGUGACAAAAUCUUUGUAAGAUAUCCUCUGUAUCAUAAAAUAAUAAUACAUUAAUUUUCGAAAGCCUA